Messenger RNA from Racocetra persica, 903 nucleotides. Lineage: Eukaryota; Fungi; Glomeromycota; Glomeromycetes; Diversisporales; Gigasporaceae. The record is from the annotation of a GenBank genome assembly.
AUGGAAAGUGAAGCUGCGCGGGAAGAAAAACUAUUGGUAGCCAAGAAGAAGCUCAGGAAAUAUCAGAAGAAAAAAGCCACAAAUGCUUCUACUGAUGGCUCUUCGACUUCAACACGUAGAACAAGUUUAGAAUCUACCGCCGCAACAAGCACCAGAAGGUCCAGCGUAACCUCGGACUCAGGAAGUGUUAGAACUGACGGAACUAGCCAAGAGAUAAAUACAACCGUUGAUGAAAAUAAUGCGCUUGCCGAUGUUGUAUCAAAUAAUAAUGAAAUACCAGCAAGCCAAGCUUUACCUUUAACAUCUCAUGGUUCUUUGGUUGAAGGUCUACAACCAAUCACGUUACCUCCUGGACAACAAUCUCAAACGGACCUUUUAUCAAAUACAAUUGAUUCUGUUCCUGUUGAAAAUACGAUAUCUUCCGGCAUAUCAGGCAACGAACCUUUUUCUUUCGAAGCGCUUGCUAACAUAUGUCGUAUGCAACAACAAACUAUCGCUUUACUUGUAGAAGAAAAGACUGCGUUGGCAUCAGAAUUAGAAAAAUAUUCUGCAAUGGCUGAUCGUUUUAAAAGUAGUGAGGAAUUGUUGGAAGAGGGUCAAUUGUUAGUCGACGCUUUAAGACGUCAGAAUAGUGAAUUGGAAGAAAAGAUUCGAAAUGGUGAAGAUCGAUUGAAAGAUUCAGAUGAUCAGAAAAAAAAAAUAAUAGAGUCAUUACAAUCACAAAAUACACGUGUUGAACAGCUAGAAAAGGAUAACAAGCAACUUAUGUCCCAAUUGAAUAAUAAAGAUUCAAUAAUCGAACAACUCACUACAGAAAAGGCAAAAAUUCGUUCUGUAUCUGAUGAAGUAGAAGCUUUACAAAAAACCCUUCAAGAUAAAGAAGAUAGAUCAACAACUCUCUGA